This is a messenger RNA of Racocetra fulgida, 400 nucleotides long. Lineage: Eukaryota; Fungi; Glomeromycota; Glomeromycetes; Diversisporales; Gigasporaceae. The record is from the annotation of a GenBank genome assembly.
AUGGAUUACUCUAUACGCAUAUCUAAUUUAAAUCAUUCAACGAGUCAUUUUGGAAGUCUUAAUUCAACACCUGCUCUUCCACCAAAUAACACCGGACGAAAAAGACCUCGUAGUAAUAGUAUGAACAAAAGUGACCAAACGCAAAAAACAGCACGACUAUUAAGUCCGCCACGGCAACGUGGUUCUUCUUCGACUUCACUUCCGAGUCCUCCAUUAGCUUGUAAUGAAGUUCGUCUUACUGUUCAAGACUUUGAGCCUUCGGACCUCAUGGACUGUGAUAAUACUCAAUUCGAUGAAAUUUUGGAUGCUGAAAUGGUUUUCGAUGGCCUUAAACAUGUUGAUAGAUUUAAAGCCUAUUUGUGUUCUAUGACUGUUAAUAUUCAAAAUGGAUCAUUAGAAA